AUGACCCAACAAGAAGCUUACUCUGAUCUGGUCCAAAGCCUUAAGCCUGAAGAUAUCCUCAAGACCUUCCCUGAUGUUGCUCCCAUCACUACCACUAACUUAGAUCCACGCCCUACAUCAAAGGAGUCUGCAGAUGAUAAGCAACUUUUUGACGGUCAAGAUGCCGAACAGAUCCGUCUCAUGGAGGAGGUCUGCAUUGUUGUAGACUGGAAUGAUACCCCUGUGGGUGCCGGCAGCAAAAAGACCUGCCAUCUCAUGACCAACAUUAACAGGGGCCUACUCCACAGAGCCUUUUCAGUCUUUCUUUUCGAUGAGAACAACCGACUGCUGCUCCAGAAGCGUGCCGACGAGAAAAUCACUUUUGCAAACAUGUGGACCAAUACCUGCUGCUCCCACCCUCUUGCUAUCCCUAGCGAACUCGGAUCUUCUUCUCUCGAUGAAAUUUCUGAUCUGACCUUUUCAAUGCCUGGAGCUAAGAAUGCCGCUCGACGCAAGCUCGAGCACGAACUAGGUAUUCCUGUCGAUGCUAUUCCUCUCGAAAAGUACAAGUUUUUGACCAGAAUACACUAUGCUUCUCCCAGCACAGGACCUUGGGGCGAACACGAAGUUGAUUAUAUUUUCAUUGUUAAGGCUAACGUUCCACUCGACAUCAAUAUCAAUGAAAUCGGCGAUUCAAGAUAUGUUUCUGUUACCGAGCUUAAAGAAAUGUUCAAGGACGAAUCUUUGGUUUUCACACCUUGGUUCAAGCUUAUUUGCGAAAACUACCUUUUCAAAUGGUGGGACGAUCUUGACAAUGUCGAGCAAUAUCAAGAUGACAAGAUUACACACUUAUUAUGA
Messenger RNA from Magnusiomyces paraingens, 837 nucleotides. RefSeq lists its product as uncharacterized. Gene Ontology annotation, biological process: isopentenyl diphosphate biosynthetic process; isoprenoid biosynthetic process. The record is from RefSeq and is a predicted model, not a curated record. Gene Ontology annotation, cellular component: cytoplasm. The transcript is spliced from 2 exons. Bases 1 to 837 code for a protein of 278 amino acids. NCBI's taxonomy places the organism in Eukaryota, Fungi, Ascomycota, Dipodascomycetes, Dipodascales, Dipodascaceae. Gene Ontology annotation, molecular function: isopentenyl-diphosphate delta-isomerase activity.